Odontomachus brunneus is the source of this 1031-nucleotide messenger RNA. RefSeq lists its product as uncharacterized. The transcript has 7 exons. Lineage: Eukaryota; Metazoa; Arthropoda; Insecta; Hymenoptera; Formicidae. Bases 12 to 479 code for a protein of 155 amino acids. The record is from RefSeq and is a predicted model, not a curated record.
AAUCUAUAAAUAUGAUAUUAACCUUCGACGCGAGAUAUUACAUGUCUAAAACCACUCGCAUCAAUUGUGUUUUAUCCUUAUACAUACAGAAAAGUAUCAUGAAAAUUGUGAUGAUUAUCAUGGCCGUCAUGACAGUUGUUUACGGAUACAACUCCAAACGCACUGCAAGGUUUGGAAAAUAUUAUAUUGAGUACAACAAAUCAUAUGGUUAUGAAAGGCUUACAUUGUGCCACCAAUCGUUCAAAUGUGCAUUAAGUAAAGAGGGUCAGGUUUUUGGCCGAUACGACCAAUUGUCAGAGGCUAAAUUCUUGGAGUUUUUAAAGGAUGUCAUCUCCGACGAAACGGAAUCGCAAAAAUUACAAGAAUUAUUCAAAUCUUACUAUAAUGAAGCGUAUGAAAACAGACAAGACAAAUAUUAUCCACUGACGGAAAAUAACUUUAUAGAUAUUUUGAUGAGUAGUAUGCUAAUAUUCUUUUGAACCCAGAAUAAAAACGAAUUACGGAUUAUAUUUUAAUAUGACGAAACACACACGCUACCUUCAUAUGUUUUCUGGAUAUUUUUUUUGUAUAACAUUCUCUGUAUGUUAUUUGACUUUCCUUAAAUUGUUGGACGUUUAUAACAAAUUAUUAAUGAAAAGUUCUGCUAUAGAGGAAGAUUUUUGACGAGAAUGGCCGGGAUUUAAGGAAUGCAUUUUUGACAUUCAUUGAGGAUAUUAUUUCCCACGAGGGCGAAAUGAAUUGGGCGAGACAGUUAUUUAGGGAAUGCUGCUACGAAGUCAAGCACCCUUUAGAGAAGGACAGUGAAGAAGAGAGCAACAAGAUUUGCAUGUGCACCUUGCCAAUCUUGAUUCUAUUUCAAAGCCGAGAAUAAAGACGAAUUACAGAACUUCCACCAUACUUAUGAAAGACUUCAUGAUCUUCACAUUUUCCUGGAUUUUUCGUCUAUUACUUUAAACAUCGGUUAAUAUUUUUCGAUUGAAUUAUAUGUCCAUGAUAAUGAUUCAAUAAAAUAUCGUUAUCCUAAAAAGAAA